ACAUAGUAUAAAAAAAUGUUACGUUUGAGUACUUGGAUUAUUAGUCUAUUAAUUUUGUUUAGAACAAUUUUGACGGAGGAUUCAAUGUGGGAUGAGAAGUUAAAUCAUUAUGCUCCACAUGAUCGUGUUUACACUUCACGUACAGGAAGAUUUGGUUUCGACUUACUAGAAAAUUUACGUAAAAAUUUCUGUCAUUCGUUUUGCAUGUCUGCAGAUAACAUGCCAUAUUUCAAAAAUCUCAUGUGUGCUGUAAAAUGUCCCGAAUUGUAUUUACCGCAUUCGACUACGACUUCAAUGUUAACUUCAACUUCAAUGUUAACUUCAACUGCUCAAACAAUCACGACAACAGCUGCUACAUCAUCACCAACAAUUCCUGUAUCGCAGGGGACCUCUGAGCAACAAACCCCUAAGGAACAACCCUCCUCAACAACAACGGUUUUAACACCAACCACUUCAACAACAAACGCUUCAACUCCGUCAACCUCCUCAACAAUGCCCUAAGGAACAACCCUUCUCAACAAUUCCUCAACCGCAACAAUCUUAAAUUUAUAUAAGUACAAUAAUAC
Camponotus floridanus (Florida carpenter ant) is the source of this 566-nucleotide messenger RNA. Its product is annotated as integumentary mucin C.1. NCBI's taxonomy places the organism in Eukaryota, Metazoa, Arthropoda, Insecta, Hymenoptera, Formicidae. The coding region runs from base 16 to 501 and encodes 161 amino acids. The record is from RefSeq and is a predicted model, not a curated record. The transcript is spliced from 3 exons.